CUUGCGUCUCUCCAUGCAUCCCUGGUGGAAGGGACUAAGACGCAACGAAAGGACGCAAGUGAGGGAACGGAGAUGCAAUUAAGAUACUUGGGCGUCUCGUGAAGGGUAAACAUCAGUGGUUAGAGACGAAGCUUUAAACGUCUUCGGUGACGUCACGUCUUUUAAAGUGACAUACACAGCAAAUUGCCACGCUCGCGCCUCGCGCCUAGAAAAGCUACAGCUGUUGGCAUUGUGUUUGUGUCUGUUGGCAUUCAACGUUCACCACUCAAAACAUUUCACCGGACAAAACCGCUACAGAUACACAUCGGAGACAAACAUGGCCAACACAGAGGGAAGUAAACUUUGGGGAGGUCGCUUCCUGGGAGACACUGAUCCUUUGAUGGAGAAGUUCAACACUUCCAUCGCUUAUGACCAGAGGAUGUGGAGCGCUGACAUCCGAGGGAGCAAGGCCUAUGUGAAAGCUCUGGAGAAGGCAAAGCUGGUCACCACGGAGGAGAUGAACCAGAUUUUACAAGGGCUGGAUCAGAUUUCUGUAGAGUGGUCUAAAGGUGUUUUUGUGAUCAAACCUGAAGAUGAGGACAUUCACACUGCCAAUGAGCGCAGGCUAAAGGAGCUGAUAACUGCACCUGCAGGGAAGCUGCACACUGGCAGGAGCAGAAACGACCAGGUCGUGACUGACAUGAGGUUAUGGCUGCGAGAUGCCAUCUCCACCCUGACAGACAAUGCCCUCCAGCUGAUGUCGACCAUGGUGGAGCGGGCGGCAGCAGAAAUUGAUGUCCUGUUUCCUGGUUACACCCACAUGCAGAGAGCUCAGCCAAUCAGAUGGAGCCACUGGAUUCUAAGUCAUGCCAUUGCUCUAAGCAGAGAUGUGGACCGACUUCUGGAGAUCAAGAAAAGAGUUAAUGUUUUACCUCUCGGCAGCGGGGCCAUCGCUGGAACACCUUUUGACAUCGACAGGGAGCUACUGCGGAAAGAGUUGGAGUUUGAUGGCAUCAGUCUUAACAGCAUGGAUGCCACGGGCCAACGGGACUUUGUUGCGGAGUUCUUGUUCUGGGCUUCGUUGUGUUUGACCCAUCUCAGUAAGAUGGCCGAGGACCUGAUGCUGUACAGCACGAAGGAGUUCUCCUUCGUCUCGCUCUCUGACGCUUACAGCACAGGCAGCAGUCUGAUGCCCCAGAAGAAGAAUGCUGACAGUCUGGAGCUGAUCAGGAGUAAAGCAGGACGCGUCUUUGGCAACUGUGCAGGGUUCAUGAUGACUCUGAAGGGCCUGCCCAGCAGCUACAACAAAGACCUGCAGGAGGAUAAGGAGGCCAUGUUCGACUGCUAUGAUACGGUUCACACUGUGCUGCAGGUGACAACUGGAGUCAUGUCCACUCUCAAGAUUAACCAGAGUGUGAUGGAAGCCGCCCUCAGUCCGGACAUGUUGGCUACUGACUUGGCCUACUACCUUGUGAGGAAGGGGGUGCCGUUCAGAGAGGCUCAUGGUAUUUCCGGUAAAGCUGUGUUUGCAGCUGAAUCCAAAAAUAUCGCCCUGAAUCAACUCACUGUGGGUGACCUGAGUGCUGUGAGCCCUCUGUUUGGAAGUGACGUGUCCUCGGUGUGGGACUACAUGAGCAGUGUGGAGCAGUACAGCGCCCCCGGAGGAACAGCCAAGAGUAGUGUUACUGCACAGGUAGAACACCUGAGGACCUGGCUUCAGAAGCACACACAGUGACCUCGACCCAAUCUCACUUCGGUGUUUUGAAUCACGUUUACUGCCACAAUUUAGAUUAUUAGGAAAUGUCAGAUUGAGGUCAAAUAGAUUAUUUUUGACUUGAGAACCAUGUUGCCUUUCAAUUGUCUCCUCUCUUCUUUUUUAGUAGCUAUGAUGUUCAGUUGAUCAUGGACCCGACAAUAAAUAAAUGUUACUCAAACUAGCAGUGUGUUACAGGUUGAUCCAUUGAAGCAACUGAUUUCCACACAGACUCAGGAUGCUGCUUAAUCCCACAGAUAGGCUCCUGUUAACUAGUGAAAGUCAUGACAAUGGUUUCAGUGAUCCGUCUGCCCAAAGAUAUAACAGCAGAAAUAGGUGUGGUUUGGUUAAUUUAAUGGUAACCUACAUACUAUCACUGUCAAUUUACAGUUAAUGUAAUAAAACUCACCUGAUGAGCUCCACACAAAGCAUGUUGUGGUGAGGCAAAGCAGAUUUAGUUUAAUAGGUUCUAUUUAAGUUUUAGGCAAAAGUGCAAAACAUUUCACGGUGUUUGUACAGAAACAUUCUGUAAAAAUGCUUUGCAUUCAGCACUUAGUAAGAGUCAUAAGCAGGAGUCGUUAUGCUGGCUGAGAAUUACAGGCAUUUAUGUAGAUUUAUAACUCAAUAGUUUGUUCCAAACAUAAGCAAGUGUACAGUACAUUUGAAAUGCCUUCAUCCUCUAAUCUGCUACAUUUAAUUAUCUAACAGUGAAGAGAACCAUACGCAUGUCAAGCAAAGAAGAAGUAGUAAAUUAAACAGUCCCAGAGCUUGUAACUCAGAAAGAAUAAACUGACUUGUAAAGCCCUAAUUCUACACUUCUAUCUUACUCUAAAACACAUUUAAGGAAAAGCAGAUUUUAGUUGAGUGUGCAAAUUUAAAAUAUUGACUCCUAAUGACGACAAAAAUAAGGAAACUGAAAGGCCUAACGAGGUAAAGGCUAAACACCAGAGGUGGACAGUUUACUUUCCCUUUGCACAAUAACUUAGCUGUAAUUCAUGUGCCAAUGCAGGUGACAUUCUUCUCAUGACUAACUAUCACACAGGUAAAAGUUGCCUUUAUACAUACAGUAGCUUUUGUCAUUUACAUCCUGUGUCUUCAUGUGCCGGGUCAGUGUAUCGGACACGUCGUCCCGAGCACAACUGAGAAAGCACUGAGCCAAAGGAGGACCGCGCUCGUCAGAGCUGCACUCGCCUCGGACCGGUACACAACUCUGCCAUCCAGAGGCUGCGUGGGCCUGAAGAUGUCCGUCAUGGGUUGUCCCGUCCAGAAUCGACACUGCUCAACUAUUGCAUCCAGCUGGAGAGGAGAGGAACAAGAUUUCACAUCUUUUAGUCAGAAGUUGCAGUAGAAAGUAUUAUGUUUCUCCUGUGAAUAGGGACAAUGAAGAUUACUUUUACAGGCACUGAUCCUUCAGACUUCUUGUUCUAGUCUUAUUUUAAAGGGGCAAUUCACCCCAAAAUAACUUGCCUGUAAUGCUAUUUAUCAUAAAUCAUGACCAGUUCAUGAUUUCCGAAUGUAUUUAUUUGAGAAGCACAAGCCGAGUGCCAUAUAGUCCCGUUAUAUUUGAGAGACAUCUCUGCGGCCCAUACCUCCAAAACUAGGCACCUCACACCAGUAACAUAAAAAGCUUUACCUGUAUCUGUAUUUUAUAUCAAAAGUCAGUUUGAAGGGUUGAGGAGAUACAACGGGGAGCACUAGUUUGUCACCAGUGUGUAGCCUCCAUCUGUAGCUGCUCACCUGUCGGCUGCUGAUGGGCAGGGUCCUGUGAAACACCGUCCAGGCCACCGCCUGUUCACAUCCUGGAGUGGUCAUGGAGCCCACGUAGCGGUAGUAACUGUGGAGGUCCUUCGCUGGCGGGAUAAUGUCGCUGAGUUGAACGUUAGGGAUCACAGUGCUGCUGCCUUAACACAGAAAGACGGGUGGAGAGGUGUUUGGAAGAAAAGUCGAGGUUAACUUAAAUGUACAACAGACUAAAGAAUGCAUCUCAAUAAAAGGCUCAGGGCCCUUUUACUAUAAAAAAGUUAGUUUUGUUCUCAGUGAUCAAACAUACCAUUGUUCUGUACUCGGCCCAAAGCAGCUAUUACUGCGUCCAGAUGAGGAUGAUCAU
Anarrhichthys ocellatus (wolf-eel) is the source of this 3839-nucleotide messenger RNA. It is a transcript of the gene asl, whose product is annotated as argininosuccinate lyase. Gene Ontology annotation, cellular component: cytosol. Gene Ontology annotation, molecular function: argininosuccinate lyase activity. The transcript has 16 exons. NCBI's taxonomy places the organism in Eukaryota, Metazoa, Chordata, Actinopteri, Perciformes, Anarhichadidae. Bases 317 to 1714 code for a protein of 465 amino acids. The record is from RefSeq and is a predicted model, not a curated record.